Molecule: messenger RNA, 4356 nt
Organism: Diabrotica balteata
Lineage: Eukaryota; Metazoa; Arthropoda; Insecta; Coleoptera; Chrysomelidae
Source: the annotation of a GenBank genome assembly
GACAGUUCAACGGAAUUUUUGCACAAAUAAACAUAUUAGUUCGGUUUAUUUUUUCAACACGUGAUGUAAUUUUUUAUUGUGAUCGUGAAAUUGUGUAAUUUUGUGGAUAUUUACAUUCGGAUUUGAAAUCUAUUAUGGCAUGUUCAAACAAGUCAGAGUCCAUAAGCGAAAGUCCAGUCACCUUAGUGAUUCUGGCUCUGGGUAUUGGCAACUUCAGCUCGAUCGUGAUCUAGUAGAUACCAUAUCUGCGAUAUAUCCUGAGUGGUUUCGUAACAACAUGGCUGAAGGGGAGGAUCCCCCACCAGCCCCAGGGAGUCACCUCCUAAGGCUGUAAUCGAUACUUCUCCCCAUUGCGAUUGAUCAAAAUAAAGAAUCCCUCAAGGUGAAAUUGCUACUGAGAAGACCUUUUGAUCAGCUGGUGGCCCAAGGAAUCAUGCCCCCUCACAAAACACCUGCUGCCUAUCAUGGCCAGAGGCGUCAAUUGGAGAGGGCUAAGACUGGUGAUAUGUUGAAGGCGAAGAUUCAACAGAGGCCUCCUCGACAGGAGUUAGAAAGACGUCACAUUCUGGAAGUAGAUCCAAGCCAUGUGGACCCAAGCUUAGCAGAACGUCAGAGAAUGUUAAAGAAGGCCAAGCUAGCUGACCAUCUUAAUGAUCAAUUAUCACACAGGCCCGGACCAUUGGAACUUAUUCAAAAGAAUAUUCUUCAUACUGAGGAACCAAUAGAAGAGGCUGUAAAAACUGGUAGAAUAUCAUAUAAGGCUACCAGUGAAGGUCAGCUUCACAGGCCACAACUACCUUCCAACUAUGUUAAUCCCGAAGAAGAUUCUCAAAGUUCUGAAGGUGAUAACAGAGUUAGUCCGGGUCCUUCGGAUGUCCUGGAAACAGCAGCGAAAUCCGCCGGAAUAGUUGUGUCCCUUUUACAACCAACGGAGACUGUGGUUGUAACUUCGUCGAGCCCCAUAUUGAAAAAAGACAAUGACGUUAUAUUCGCGGAUCUGUGUAGAUCAGUGGCAGCGCCGCUCCUAUCUCAGGCAUCCGCCUCUUCCCCUGCCUCCUUAGUGUCUUCCACCUCAACCUUAAGCCCCCUUUCCAGUGUUGCGAGUCCAAUUAUGUCACAACCUGCAACACCUGCUCCCCCUCCUCCGCCGCCCAUUUCCUUAAUAACUCGUACAGUGCAAUCGCCGGUAAGAAGUGAUUCCGUUAAGGAUAAAAAUAGGAAAAAGUCCAAAACGAAAUCAAUGCCAAAAACCCGCACUAUUAAAUUCCAUGAAUAUAAAGGACCACCUAAUGCUCAGAAAAAUUCCAAUUCGAGUUCAUCCCAAGAAGAAAGUUCAUAUGACUUAUUACUAAAACAACAAACGUUGCUUCUACAAUUUCAAUUGCAGUUGCAGCACAAAUAUCCACAAAUUAUCUUGCCGGCUUCACAAAAGUCAAUUUCUUCAGAUAGUAGUAGUAAUAGUAAUAAUAAUAUUAAUAUCCAACAGCCGUCACCUUCUCCUUCCACAUCUUCAGAAUCUUCGACGCCCUCUAGAAUAACUGGUAGAUUAGAAGAUAUGAAAGUUAGUGAUUUAAAAGCCGAAUUAAAGCGCCGUAGCCUGCCGGUUUCAGGCUCUAAGCCACAACUUAUUGAAAGACUUAAACCCUUCACUACUUCUAAUGAUAUUAUUAACCACAAUCCCCCAUCUAUAGACUCAUCUAUCCACAGUAAUGCGAGUAUGGAUCAAGCACAUAAUUCCCCCAUUUAUCAGAAUAUAGAUUCUCCACAAGACAGUCUUAAAGAUGAGAAACCCGAGCAGAUGGAUUUGGAUCCGACGAGUCCAGCUCCUCAACCCAUGCAGGAACAAUACAUACAAUACAAAAUUCAUCAGAGUCAAGAAGCUGCUCAGCAAAAAUCUAAUGAACACGAGGAUAUAGUUAGAGAACAACAAAGACAAAUUGAAGAACUACAACGAGAGCUAACGUUGUCUCAGCUAAAACUACAAGCUGCAACUAGAUCGGAGCCGAAAGCUCAGAUGAUCGCUCUUCAGAAACACCUGCAAGCGAGACAGCAACAACAACAGCAAAGAUUACAACAACAGCAGCAGCAACAACAGCAGCAACAACAACAGCAGCAGCAACAACAGCAGCAACAACAGCAGCAGCAACAAAAUUUCGUUUUGCAGAUGAAGCAGUUGCAAGCGUUGCAGUCCAGACAAGCUGCGAAUGAAGAACAGCAAAGGUUACAACAACAGCAGCAGCAGCAACAACAACAGCAGCAGCAACAAAUUAACUUCCAAAAUCAGAAAAAUAUAACUGGUGGAUUAAUUUUAAACAGUGCUGAGGCAGCUCUCAUGUUCAACCAACUAAUGCAAAACAAAGCGAAGAUUCUCAACGGGCACAACAGAAGCACUUCAUCUCCAAAUGUACUGAAUCCCAUCAUAACUCCAAUAAUAGCUACACCUGACAUAAAAGAAAUAAAAGCUGAAUACAUAGAAGACCAAAGAAUACCGAAAGAAGUAAAGAUAGAGUUCGCGGAUGAAAUUAAGCCCCCUCCACCUCAGUAUAGCGAAGCUACAAAACAAAUGAAUAAAAAGAAUCAUAUAAAAAGUCAGAUAGUUGACGACGUUUUAGAAAUAUUAAUUAAAAACGGGGAACUGCCGCCCAGUGCCGCUAAUGAUCCUCUUACUCCAAAUUCCGCUGGCACUAAAUCGACUGAACCUAUGUACCCUACUUCGGUACAUAAUCAUAUGGAUGAUAAUCAUAACCACAACGGUACUGCGAUGGAUCCUGACGGUCCGGAGGCCACUUUGGGAAUUGAUCCAUCCGAUUUACUAGAGACUUUAGAUAAUUUAGAAAAUAUGGAUUUUUCUCAGUUAGUGAUGGAACUAGGGGGUCAAAAUUCACAAGAGAACAACAACUUCAACAACGACCACCAACAAGAAGAAGACAUCGCCAUGGACACCGAUGAUUGGUUAGAAUCACUUCUACCUUCUGAGACAGUCUAUCACAGCAAUAAUAGUUCUAAUUCAGCUCCUUUGGCCACUCAAGAAACUGAUCUGGGAGGUUAUGAUCCAUUGAUGGGAAUCGCUCAGGAUCCGUUCGAUCCGUUCAAUUUGGAGGAAUUUAGAACGCCAGCUGACUUGACGGCUUCUUUAUCCUGGGAUAAAAUAGACUACGCGGCAUAGUUGACGAGGGGUUUAUCCGUAUGUGUGAUUGUCGGUGCAGUGUUUAGCUGAAACUUCCCAUCUAGAAGAGUUUCCCAUCUAGAAGAAAAUAUAUCUAAUGGACAUUUAGACUCUGGAAAAAAAUCCACCAUAAUAAACCAUCGCACUGCUUAUUCCAAUGAUGUGAAAUUCCACUCGGUUACAGAUUGACAUUCCACAAAAGAUGGCCGUCGAUUUCGCCUUCCAUUUGGCGGAGGCGCGGGACCAGGACGGCCCAAUCGGCCAAGGGAACACAUCAACGUAAAAUGUUAAAUGAAACAAAAUAUUUAUUGUAACAUUGUAUAUAUACGUUAUACAUACCUUAUACAUAUGUACUAAUUUGUCUUAGGGUACACAAGAGGUAAAUUGUUGUUUUUAUUUUUUAUGAGGUGAAUUUUGUAGAAAUUACUUUUGUGUAAUGUUUGUGCUAGGAAAAUUUCAUUAACAUGUUGAUGGAAAUAAUAAUCUCGGCGUUUUUGUAGUUAAUAGUCUAAUUCAAUAUUUUCACGGAAAAUUUUGUUGGUUUUUAUCCAUAAUCCCUCGAGUAGCGUAACUAAAUAAAUAUGAUAAUAAUUACUUAAAGUAAGGUAGUAAUUCUAGUAUAUACAGAGAGAGAGAAAGAGAGUAUAUAUAACGCUGCAAAGUCUGCUGGAGGUCGGUACAGUUUAUUGCUGUACAUAAUUCAAAUACAACACCCUCUAUAAUUUAGUACUAAAUUAAAGUUUUGUUUGAAAACGAAUGAUUGUGAUCAGUCCCUUAAAUGGUUUUCAGCGACGAUUGUAAAGGAUAUUUGGUUUCCCAUACCAUUGAAAUCCCAAAUUUCAAACACAUUUUUUUGUUUUCCUGUCCACACAUGAAGGUGCUCAACACAUGUUUUGCAUACAACAUACGGCACAACACAAGUUUUAUCUUGAUCUAGAGAAGAACACUAAAAUGUGCAGUAUACCUUUUUUACAAACGCACAAACUAAUUUUCUAUUUUCUUUUAAUAUAUAUUUGCUACAUACGUACAGUUGGUACAGUAUAAAGCCCGAUACACGUCGUUAUCUACGUCAGAGAUCCAAGUUGACAUUGUUGGCCAAAUUACAAAAAAAUUCCUGAAAUAAUUUUAAAUAAAAUAUUUCACAUAAUUGCAGAAGUGGAUUGUAAAACAAAUCAAGUUAGUAUUCAAUG